Molecule: messenger RNA, 1914 nt
Organism: Balaenoptera musculus (blue whale)
Lineage: Eukaryota; Metazoa; Chordata; Mammalia; Artiodactyla; Balaenopteridae
Gene: SSBP4
Product: single stranded DNA binding protein 4
Exons: 16
Coding region: 285-1529 (414 amino acids)
Biological process (GO): positive regulation of transcription by RNA polymerase II
Cellular component (GO): nucleus
Molecular function (GO): single-stranded DNA binding; protein binding
Source: RefSeq, a predicted model, not a curated record
GGCGCGCGCGGCGGGAGGAGGGGGCGCGCGCUUCCCGGAACAGCCCGCGCUGAGGGAAGAGAGGAAGAAAAUAAAACCCGCGGCCGGAGCCAAAGCUGGAGCUGCCGCCGCCGCCGUCUCGGCCGUCUGGAGCUCCCCCGCGCGGACGAUGCCCGCGAUGCCCGCGCGGGGCUCGGGGCGGUGAGGCCCGGGGCGCGGGGUAACUAUGGCGACCGGGAGCGCGGCCCGCGGCGCCGCCUGACAGGUGUGGGGCCCCGGCGGCGGCGGCGGCGGCACGGAGCAGCAUGUACGCCAAGGGGGGCAAGGGCUCGGCCGUGCCCUCCGACAGCCAGGCACGAGAGAAGUUGGCGCUGUACGUGUAUGAGUACCUGCUGCACGUUGGUGCCCAGAAGUCAGCCCAGACCUUUCUGUCCGAGAUCCGAUGGGAGAAGAACAUUACGCUGGGGGAGCCCCCGGGCUUCCUGCAUUCCUGGUGGUGCGUGUUCUGGGACUUGUACUGUGCAGCGCCCGACCGCAGAGAGGCGUGCGAGCACUCGAGUGAAGCCAAGGCCUUCCAGGACUACAGCGCUGCAGCGGCCCCCAGCCCGGUGAUGGGGAGCAUGGCUCCCAAUGAUGCAAUGGCAUCAGGCCCCAUGGCACCCGGCUUCUUCCAGCCCUUCAUGUCACCGCGGUUCCCAGGGGGCCCCCGGCCCACCCUGCGGAUGCCGAGUCAGCCUCCCGUGGGCCUACCCGGCUCCCAGCCCCUCCUCCCUGGCGCCAUGGACCCCUCCCCACGUGCUCAGGGGCAUUCGAGCAUGGGCCCGAUGCAGAGGGUGACGCCUCCACGGGGCAUGACCAGCGUUGGGCCCCAGGUAAGGCCUGGGCCCAGGCGACAGGGGAGCUUCAGGGGCUGCCCUCUCUCGGCUUGCCCUCUCACGGCCCCUUUACCUUCACAGAGCUAUGGAAGUGGCAUGCGGCCCCCACCCAACUCUCUUGCUGGCCCGGGUUUGCCCACCAUGAACAUGGGACCCGGAGUGCGUGGCCCAUGGGCCAGCCCCAGUGGCAACUCGAUCCCCUACUCCUCCUCCUCCCCUGGCAGCUACACGGGACCCCCAGGAGGAGGUGGGCCCCCUGGAACACCCAUCAUGCCCAGCCCUGGAGACUCCACCAACUCCAGUGAGAACAUGUACACCAUCAUGAACCCCAUCGGGCCAGGCGCCGGCAGGACUAAUUUCCCGCUUGGCCCUGGUCCGGAGGCCCCCAUGGCCGCCAUGAGUGCGAUGGAACCUCACCAUGUAAACGGAUCCCUGGGCUCGGGCGAUCUGGACGGGUUGCCGAAGAGCUCCCCCGGCGCCGUGGCCGGCCUGAGCAACACCCCGGGCACCCCGCGGGACGACGGCGAGAUGGCGGCCGCCGGGACCUUCCUGCACCCGUUCCCGAGCGAAAGCGUAAGCGACUGCGUCGACUCCCCCCCCGCGGCGGCGUCGGGCCGGAGGGGCCUGGCGGGCAGACCCCGGCGGGGCGGCCGGGGGGCCAGAGCAAGACCGUGACCGCGGCGGGCCAGUACUCCCCCGGGAUGACCAUGAGCGUGUGAUGGGGCCGCAGCCCCUUGCCCACUGCCGACCUCGGCUUCUGCCCAGCGCCCCUGCCCGGGGCCAAGGUCCAGGGGCUCGGGUGGUCUGCAGGGUGAGGGUCUGAGGUCACACCGCGGGCAACUGGACUCCCGGUCAAGGCUUGGAUGGCUGGGGAGCCCCGCGCAAAGGACUCAUUCAUUUUAUAAAAAAACACAAGGACCUCAGAGACGUUCUUUCCUGUAUGGGCCCUUCCCGCCAUUUCUGUUUUGUCCAGGGGGCUCCUUGGGGGACUUCCUUUCCCCUGGAGAGCAGGGGUGGGCCCCAUCAAUAAACAUAACUCGAUUUUGGUUUUUGGCAUCUG